UGGAAAAUCACAAAAUGGCGAUGACAUGCAGAGAGAAGCCACGUGCUACAAAUUCGUCUUUGGUGGAGCAAAGGAGGGAUUGUUUGGCAGGGCGUUAAGAAAAAAAGCUGUCAGCAUGAGUGCAGUAAAGAAGAUGGCAGUUGAUACUGUCAACAGGACACCGUCUAGCAUUAUUGGUUGGAUUAGAACCACAUUAACAAGGAAUAUAAUUUACAAAGAUGCAAACAGAUACCCUAAUUCGGAGUCCUCUAGAGAGCAGCCACCUCCAAAUCUUCCCGAUGGUCCAUCAGCCCUUCUCUCUGAUAACUAUUACUACACGAGGGAUGCUCGGUGUUUGGUGGAACCGGCUGAAGCUUUGUACACAGCUACCCCAAAAUAUCAGACCCUUGCAGCUGGCAAUGAGACCGAAAAAGCAAGUUCUGACACUGGAUCUGUAGCUCAAAAGAAAAGACUUGGACCUACUCCUCCAGGCUUCCGUCCCCAGGCAGAGAUGACCCCUAAAACUUUCAACCCUAAAUUGGUGUGAAACGGAUAGUUGAUCUAGAUUUACAAGACAUUUUGAUUUGAUUAUAUUUCAUGUGUAAAUAAAAAUUCUUAAUAUGUA
Messenger RNA from Ylistrum balloti, 604 nucleotides. Its product is annotated as NADH dehydrogenase [ubiquinone] 1 alpha subcomplex subunit 7-like. Gene Ontology annotation, biological process: ATP synthesis coupled electron transport; mitochondrial electron transport, NADH to ubiquinone. NCBI's taxonomy places the organism in Eukaryota, Metazoa, Mollusca, Bivalvia, Pectinida, Pectinidae. The transcript has 5 exons. Bases 26 to 526 code for a protein of 166 amino acids. The record is from RefSeq and is a predicted model, not a curated record. Gene Ontology annotation, cellular component: mitochondrial inner membrane.